Messenger RNA from Linum trigynum, 6626 nucleotides. The record is from the annotation of a GenBank genome assembly. NCBI's taxonomy places the organism in Eukaryota, Viridiplantae, Streptophyta, Magnoliopsida, Malpighiales, Linaceae.
CCCAAGGUCCCGUAUAUCCACAAAUAGUUCCCUUUUUGAAAAUUUCAUCCUAGUAAAAGUUGUAGAUCUUGAAAAGUUAUGCGAAAUGAAAAAAAAAAUCGCUACGAUCGGAUACCCGAGUGAAAAGUUACGUUCGUUUGAAGUUUCGGCCGAAGUUAGGAGUUGAUCGAAAAAAAAAAAAAAAUGUUGACCAAACCGCUGGGUGGGGUGGCAGUUUUGAGUCAAACCGCCACCCCACCCAGCGGUUUGGUCAAAUUUUUUUUUUUUUUAUAACCGCUCCCUAGGCCCGCGGUUUGCAUAGAAAACCGCGCAUCCGACAAACGGUUUUAGUGUAAACCACAGGGUGGGGUGGCGGUUUUUGAAAAAGGGUGGUAUUUUUGGAAAUUUUUAGGGUUGGGUGGUAUUUUUGGAAUUUGUUUUUUAAACAGUGGUAUUUUUGGAUUUUUUCCUUAUUACUAUUCGUCUCUUUUGCCUCAUCAACCAACAACUUGCUUGCUUGCUGCCUCUGCCUUCGUUUAUUAAUUAUGGAACUAAGGAUUCGAUCAAAACUCAGUAACACCACCAUUGAUACUCAUGAGGUCAGUGGUCCGGUAGCAAAAACUAAAAAGGAGCGGACCAAUAAUGCAUUUGGUUCGGAUUGGUUAGAUCAUAUUUGUUUGAGCCUAGAAUGUUCUAGGCGGUUUGAUGAAGAACGAGCAAAGCGUCUGUGUACCAGAUGGUGGGUGUACUCCUGAUCCCUGCAAAACAAGGGUGUGUGGGCGGUCGCAUAGGACACUCUCCAAUGCUUAAGUUAGAGAGAGGAGAGAAUUUGUGUUCGUGUUUAGAGAGAGAGGAAGUAGUUGAGUUACCAUCAAUGCAGGUAUGAAGGUAUUUAUAGUCAGUUAGGUUGGGUUUGUGGCAUUAAAUGCCAUUCACGCGCCCUAGACACGCCCUGCUUUAUCUAGAUCGCCUAUGUCGGGCAUUAAUGCUCAGUCCUGCAGUUUUCGAGGCAAAUAUCCUAGGAAGAUCUUCUCUUUCUGCCACCAACGGUACUUUGUGUCAGGCGGCCUAUUCCUUGUUCCGUCCUAGGCUAGACGCCUGCCACUCUCUUUUCCCUAUGUACGAUCCCUUAUUGGGUCCUCCGUUGGGCCUUCCCAAUUUACUCUCUUUGGACCUAAAGCCCAACACCGCUCAACAAUGGGCCCAACAAUAUUGUCAAUUCAUUCUAUUUUUGUUCAAUAUUUAUAAAAAUUCAUGGGACCAUGAACUUGAUCAUAUUAUGUUUGGUUCGUUAUGAUCUAGUUCAAACGUCUGUUCGAUAUGGUGCGAUCUGAUACGGACCAAUCGAAGUAAGGUUGUCAUACCUAAUUAAGCCAUCAAACCGGUUCGACAAGUGGGUUGAGGUUUAAUGUUUGGUUCGGGUUUAGCCAGUUCAAGUCAAUUUUAACAUAAUAUGUGAGAAAAUCUCUAAUAGUAAAUAGAUUAUGCAUAUAUUUAACACAUUUAAAAAAAUCUCACUAAUCUACAUUUAUAUACUACCAAAUUAUUUCUUAAAAAAAUAUAUAUUAUAAAAUUAUCUAUCAACAUUCUUAAACCCAGUUUUGAUUUGUUAGACCACCCAAAUCUUGACUGAUGUACUUGGUCCAAGUCUCUCUCUCUUGGUUUUUUGAAUUUCAAAACCUCCCCUCUCUCUCUAGUUUCCAACCCCAUCUUCCAAAGGGCUGCUGCCGGCACCACCUAGUGACCGGCGGCGGCCCAAGCUUUCCUUUAUGCUUUCUUUAGUUUUGCUUGUUCUUUGCCUUUUUCUUGUGCUUUUUCCAGCCUUUGGCUUCUCUUGUUCUUUCUGAUUUUCCAGCCAGCGUUGGCUUCUCCUGCUCUUAGUGGCUUUUGCUCGUUCCCUUGUGGAAUCCUUCCAUAAUCCUUUCUAUUGGAGAUGGGUUUGUUCUUGGUUUACUCGUUUGGUCCCGGCCUUGCUCUGUUUUCGACCCGGAAGAUGCAGAUUGGGGAUUCUUUUGCUAGGUUUGAUGUGAAGGUUCUCCAUUCUUGGUGCGGUCAUCACUUUGGGUGAUUGCAUUCACCGUUCCCCCCUCCCUCGUCGUUUUCGCUGCUGGAUCUAUGUAUCCCUGCCGAUGUUUAGGAAUGGGUAAUGUUGUCUCUUCCGGUUACCGCUGCUGCUGAUCCAUGGUUUUCUAAGAUGUGAGCUUCACCAAGGGUUGAUUUGGUUUGUGGUUGGGGGUUGUAGGUGGUGGCGUGGCGUUGUUCUCCUUUGCGUUGUUUUUGGGUUUUGGUGGGUUGGACUUUGUUGUCCAUGUGGCUUUCGUAGGGGUUUUUUUUUGUGAGUUGUUGUCUUCCUUUUUUCUUGAUUUGGUGGGGUGUUUUCUGUUGGGUUCUUGGAUUGUGUUGGGUUUUCUGGUUGGUUGUUCUUGGGUGUUCUCUGCGUAGGUUCGUUCCUUUUUGUGAGCUUUCAGCCCUUUGUUGUGCUCUCCUCUGUUUUAUCAUGUUUUGUUCUGGCAGCGGUUUCCUUGGCCUUGCUUCAGCUUUGAGUAGUCUGGUUUCAGUCCUGUCCACCGCCAUGUAAUCUCAAUUUGUGAUUCACUGUGAUGGGUCGUCUUCGAACAACUCCCAGGAGGCGGCAUAUGGUGUUGCUAUGUUCAAUUGCCAUGGUAAGGUCUGAUUUGGAUGAGCUGAAGUUUGCUUCUUGCCACUCGGAUGAAUGAGGUUGCAAAGAGUGUUUGGAUACUCUGGGAUUUGGCUCAUGAAAGAGAUCUUCAUUGCUUCGUUUGAUCAUGCUGUAUUUUUCGCUUUUGUCUUUGAGAUUGUACCUCUUGUUUCCAGAUCUCAUGAUGUUUCUCCCUCUUUGUAAUCGAAUUUUUCUGAAGUGCAAUAUAAGCUACCUCUUUGUCAAAAAAAAAAAAAAAUCUUGACUGAUGUAAUCCAGUUAUGACUUUUUUCAGAACAGUCAAAUCGAAGAGUAUUCCAAUAGUUUAGAGGAUUGAUUUUGACUUUUGAUCGGACCCAAUUGAACCAAUCUACUGAAUACAAGUUUUCGUAUUUGAUUGUUCCAUCUGCCUUUUCAAUGCAAAACAACGAACCAUAAAUAAAAAGUUGCAUUGACUAAAAGAACCCCACAUAAUACUGAUACUGUCAUUCAAAAGGUUUGAUUGAGAUUGGGCCUGAAGCUAAGAGUCAAAACUAAAAAAAUUGGUACUUGAUAACUUUAGGGUCAAGCCCUAACCUUCUGGGCCCUUACCAUAAGCCCAUCUGCGUGGAACUAGUGAAAAGAGAAGUAAUUUGGAGAACAAAAUUAAAAAACAAAAUCGAGUUGGCGCUUCAGUGUCAUUCGGCCGCCGAUUGCCCUCCUUUCUCCUGCUUCCUUCUCCUCCGGCUGCCGGCUGCCAUUCAUACAGUGUUGCAGAGACUGCCGCUUUGGUUUCAUGACCGUCCUGGAAAAUCAACCAUCUGCGGUCAGUUCUUCGCAUAUGAAUUUCUUCAUUCUCUAGUUUUCUUUCAAAGGUAUUUCAUAUAGCACCGGAACUUCGUUGCCCUAGUCCUUUUUGAGCGACCCCGAUACAAAUUAUUAUGGCCGCUUUUAGAUUGAUUAGUAGAAUUCUGAAUCGGAGAACCGUUGUAGCGUUGAGCUCUCCGGCCGCGCAGCUCGCUGGGAUUUCUGUGCUAAAUUCAUUACAUGGAUUCAGAAGCUUCACUUCUCAGAUUGCACCGCAAGAAGGGGAAGAUGGGCAUUCCUUUCCAGCCUCUUAUCUAAUGAGCUCACAUGGGUUCUCACCAGACAGAGCUAAAGUUUCAUCCAAGUUUCUGAAAUUUCGGACGACCGAGAAACCAGAUGCAGUUGUUGAUCUGCUGAGAAGUCAUGGAUUCUCCGGUACCCAAAUCGCCAGAUGCAUCAAAUAUUACCCAGUUCUACUUGAGCUGGAUCCAGAGAGAGUACUUCGUCCCAAGCUCGACUUCCUUCUCUCCGUUGGGAUUUCUCGCCCCGAGCUGAUAAAGGUCGUCUCGUCCAAUCCUUAUUUACUGAUUAUGAGCUUAGAGAAAUGCCUGAUUCCUCGCUAUAAUCUUCUCAAGGAUGUCCUGGUUGAUGACAGGACAAUUGCGAGUGUCCUGAAGCGCAAUUACGGGGGCUUUGCUAGCCGUAAAGAUUCCAAUUUAGUGCCCAACAUAGCACUUCUUAGGAAGCUUGGAGUUGGUGAGAAUCGCAUCACUUACCUGGUCUCUCACUGCCCUAUUGUGCUUUUCAGGCCUCACUCUAAUUUUGCUGAGAUUGUUGAGCUUGCCAUGCAUUUCGGAUUUCAUCCAUCGACAUUCAACUUUGUGGCUGCAAUUAAAGCGAUUUCAAGCAUGACGAAGACAAGUUGGGAGAACAAAUUACAGGUUUAUGGGAAAUGGGGGUGGGCAAAAGAGUUGACCUUGUCGGCUUUCAAGAUGUACCCAAACUGCAUGUGUGCUUCAGAGGAGAAGAUCAUGCAGAUAAUGGAGUUCCUUGUGAACGAACUCGGCUGGGAAUCAGAGGCUGCUGCUAGGUGGCCAUGUAUCUUCGGGUUUAGCUUCGAGAAGAGGGUUGUUCCUAGGUGUUCGGUUGUGCAACUCUUGCGGCUAAGAGGGUUCAUAGAUGAUAUUCCUGGGUUCGGUAGUUUCCUGUACUGUGCAGAGGACAGGUUUAAGGUUAACUUUGUUGCCAACUAUCCUGAUGAUAUUAAGGCUCAGUUGUUGGAUGUGUAUGAACGCCGAGUGAAGGUCGUUGAUUUUCGGACUAUGGCUGUUGAAGAGAUUAAAGCAAGAUCCUAGUCGGACCUUUUCAACCAUGUUCUUGAUUUUGACAGAUGCUUGAGAACAACAUGUUGUAUCCUUAUCGGUACGUUUCUGUAACUUCUUCAUUGUUAGGUUCGAUAUUCGUGGAGGGUUUCAGGUUAAACUGUGCAGGGCUUGCAAUCUGUCGCUUUUGUAUAUAUGCCGUGAAAAUAUUUUCUUCCACAGCUUCAUCAUUCAAACUUUUGAAUCAAGUGUCAUCAGCUCGAUUUCUGUAACCAUUUUAAUAGCGUCUUCUUAGAUGUCAUAGUUCGUCUGUUCGUUCAAUCACUUAUGUGUCCUCAAAGUUGUCAAGGACGCUUCGUAGUUAACUGGAUUGUUAUUGUUCUUGGCAGAUCACAGUGGCUGAGCUCAAGUUUGAUUGAAUUCUGUGUGAGCACCCUGUCAAAUUUCAACGUACAUUUCAAUACCAUAGCAGGAUUACCUCAUUGUUGUUCUUAUUUGUGAUUUCUUUCACAUAACACUGAACACUUCAUGAAAAAUAGGAAGUAGUGCAUGUUUGGUACCAGUAGUUAAUCGAUACAAAUUUAGACAAUCAGUAGUUGAGCAGAAAAGGAACAUGAAGGAAUUUAUCCUAAUUUAUGUUACCAAUGAAUAUUACUAUUCGUCUUUUGUCUUUGAGAUUGUACCUCUUGUUUCCAGAUCUCAUGAUGUUUCUCCCUUUUUGUACUGAAUUUUUCUGAAGUGCAAUAUAAGCUACCUCUUUGUCAAAAAAAAAAAUCUUGACUGAUGUAAUCCAGUUAUGACUUUUUUCAGAACAGUCCAAUCGAAGAGUAUUCCAAUAGUUUAGAGGUCUGGUUUUGACUUUUGAUCGGACCCAAUUGAACCAAUCUACUGAAUACAAGUUUUCGUAUUUGAUUGUUCCAUCUGCCUUUUCAAUGCAAAACAACGAACCAUAAAUAAAAACUAGCUUUUACCCGACCCGUUGGUCGGAUGUAUUUUAUUUUUUUACUAAUCUUAAAUGAUCGAUGCUUUGCAAUGAUUAAGGAUUGUCGAAGUAGUUUAUAAAUGAUUUGAAAGUUAUUGUGUUAUUAGUUGUUUGUGUCAUUAGCGGUAGUUAAUUCAUAGAUAUUUUUGUUGAUUAGGUACCCUAACUAUGAUGAAUCUCGCCUUGCUCAAACCUUAACUGGUUUUGUGGUAUGAUGGAAGUGAAAAUCUUGCAUAGGAGCAUAUUAGUAAUUUAUAAAUUGCCAGCGAAGACACUACCCGCAAUGAGAGUUUGUUGUCGAACACUUUUAUGCAAGUAUUUCAUAUGUUGUAUUUGAUUUUUAUAUUUUAGAAGAAAAUUUUUCACUUUUUAUUGUCAGCUUAAAUUACUGAAAAUAUUUCUUCAUAAAAUUCAGAAUUAUCAACUUGCAUUUAUAUAUUUUUUUCUAACAAAAUUAAAAUAUUUAUUCACUAAAGUAACAAUUAGAAAUCAAAAGGAUGGCCUAAUGGUAAUCUGGAAGGAAAAAAUUAAUCACAUGCUAGGUUCAAACUUUGUGGUAAAAAAUCAUCUAAAAUUAUUAUAAUUAAGAAAGUACAAAUGACAAUUGAUUAGUAACUAAUAUCUUUGUCAAAAAAUAAUUGUAGUCCUAAAAGUUUCAUUUAACUCAGGAGGAUAGUUCAAGACUAUUAUAAUGACAAAAAUGGAAGAUCUUCUACACAUUUAUUUAUAUUUUUAUUAGAUAAACCACGACGUGUCUCAAACAUAAGAUUACUUGUUGCAAAACAUUAGGAAUAACACAUGCACAGCCUCAACAGUGAUUCAACAUCAUAUUCCAUAGGAGAUACAAAACCAUCAUAUAGUUCAAGGAUGACACUCAAAAUAAAGUUUGUCAAACACA